CUUUCUAGUUGAUCAGACUAUUCGCUCGAAAUUUUGAGAAUUGAGGGCUCUGCCUCGUAGCAUUCCAAACAUGUUUCGCACGCAAUGCAAAGAGCACGACCACUCGGCAUUUUACAAAUUCUUAAAUAUGGAGCAGAACCACAAGAAUAACGACUGCUACUUUUUCUACUACUCGACGUGCACGAAGGGGGACAGUUGUGCUUUUAGACAUGAGCCCUCGGCACUGGGCUGCGAGGUGAUGUGCUCCUACUGGCAGCAGGGCAACUGCCUGAAUGAGAAGUGCAACUUUAGACACAUGGAGCUCAAGAAAAAUCGCAAGUCGAUUGCGUGUUACUGGGAGUCACAGCGUGGUGGGUGUAAGAAGCCACAUUGUCCAUUCAUGCACACCCAGCCACGUCCAGGGGGUGAGACAACCCCCACAAAAGCCACUGAACUGCCAACAAAACCAGUGAAUCAAGAGUGGUCGAACCGUCCAGAUGACGGUAAAUUCGAUGGAAGUGGAACAGAAUCAGACCAAGGACGUGGUAGCAGCGAGGCAGGAAGUUUCAUCGGCAGUCCAGCUGUCGAUCCUCUUAUCGUCAACUUUGACGAAGAAUCGGACAGUGAGGGUGUUGCACCGUCGCCGAAAAAGGCGCACCAGCCAACGAGGGUGCCGUACUGCAAGACUUACGAGGAGAUCAGACUGGAGGAGAUACAGGCGGAGAGUGCGGCGUACUAUUCAUACACAUCCAAUGAUUAUCCCAAUAGCUCUGGGGGUGGUAAAGAGAAGAGGGUGACGAGUAUAAGAGCAGCGAGGAAGACAGUGUGCCUGUACUCUCUGGGUAAAAACCAGACGAAAUCGAGUGACGACAGCUUGAGCUUCAAAGUGCUGACACUGGAGGAGAUCAAGAGACGAAAGAAUCUGGGGAAUCCCAAGGCCGAGACGCCCGAGACAGUUGCCCUAGAGGCAAAGCCAACGGUGAGGAGAAAAGAGCCGGAGGUUUCACUCGCAAACGCCAUUGAGACCCUGACAGAGCUGAAAAAACUCGAGAAUGAGACACCAGAGUCACGAAAACGUGCGCUGGAUGGGGAAAUCGGGGCAGGUGGAAUUAGCAGUGAAGCCAAAAGGCGUAAAAUCAACCGAAAUACGACAGUUCCACCUGUGAGACUGAGGAGAUCACCCAAGAGAUUCAACCGAACUGAAACACAGACGUCUCGGGUAAUUGGUGAUAAUGAGGGAAGAGACAGUGAACCACAGGAGUGUGAUAAUUCGAGAACUGAGAUUGAAGUGCGUCUCUGUGACAGCAGCACUGAUGAUUCAUCUAAUGUUAAUCAAGUUUCGACUUCAGUGGGUGGGACGACUGGGGCGGGUGUUGAGUCGGUCUUGGCUGAUCCCUCGGAUGAGUUGAAGCUUGAUCAGCUGAUUGAUGGACACACGCACGAGGAGGACGUGGACAGCGCGUCUGAUGAUAUUCUCAAGGAUAUCGAUGCUCUACUGACCGAGAAAACAGUCUGAGGAAUCGGGAGAUGACUCAUUUUAUGAAUAAGAUUGAGAACUUUCGAAUGCUCAUUUCAAUGCGAAUAUUCACGUGGAUGACGAUGCAGACACUCGAUAUUCCGGGCUUGUGACUCUCGUGAUAUAAGAGUUUCGCAAGAGCCUUUGGCCUUGGUUAAUCGUCGGUCAUCAGUGGAGAAUACUAUGAUUUCUGGCGUCUCUUUUGAUCGGAAAUCCUCACGUCUUUCUUAAGUAUUUAGAUUAUUAGAUGAUUGGAUAGAGGAAAGUAGAUUUAGUUAUUAAUAAAUUUAACGCAAUUCGAUUCCUAGUUUUAGUCUGUCACGUGUGAACAAUUGCCUUGAGGAAGAAGGUUCCACCAAUUGUCAACUGGACAUUUCAACAGAUUUUUCAACUGCGCCGUUUAAACUGCGACAAAUCCACUGGGAUUUUUUUAACUACGACACUUAGACUAGGUUUUAAACAACUGCUGAUUGAUUCGACUGAAUUACCAUUAAGUCGCUUGGUGAUGGUUAUCCCUUCCCAUUUUCCUUUGUAUUUAUUUUUGGGGAUUCGGUUGAUAGAGCGACACGAAAGAUCUUUACAAGAUUCAACACAUGGCGAAAACACCUGUUGUAUUGUAAAAACGGCAGUAAAUAUUUUUCAAAAAUACAUUUGAAUCGUUGAAGCUGAAAAAUUUUAGUUUUAAUGUCGCAGUUGAAAUGUCCAGUUGAUAAGAGGUGUCACAAAAAAAAAAGAUUCAGAUGGUGGGACAGGGGUCGAGUCUGAUGGAAACAUUGAAAACAAUUCAGAGUGAAUUUACAAGGGAAUCAUUGUUCAAUGAAAUAUAAGAUUGUUACAUUUUCAA
Molecule: messenger RNA, 2339 nt
Organism: Diachasma alloeum
Lineage: Eukaryota; Metazoa; Arthropoda; Insecta; Hymenoptera; Braconidae
Product: zinc finger CCCH domain-containing protein 11A
Exons: 6
Coding region: 71-1495 (474 amino acids)
Molecular function (GO): metal ion binding
Source: RefSeq, a predicted model, not a curated record